Otolemur garnettii (small-eared galago) is the source of this 1435-nucleotide messenger RNA. RefSeq names its product calsequestrin 2 (gene CASQ2). The coding region runs from base 212 to 1435 and encodes 407 amino acids. Gene Ontology annotation, biological process: regulation of cardiac muscle contraction by regulation of the release of sequestered calcium ion. Gene Ontology annotation, cellular component: sarcoplasmic reticulum lumen. Gene Ontology annotation, molecular function: calcium ion binding. The transcript has 11 exons. Lineage: Eukaryota; Metazoa; Chordata; Mammalia; Primates; Galagidae. The record is from RefSeq and is a predicted model, not a curated record.
GUGUGAGCUGCCACUCUUUGUCCCCAGCCCAUGAUUUCAGAGCUGGCUGGAUCCAAAGAGGUGAAGUGUCACUUCUCAGCCCCAGGCAGGGCAAAUAAAACAGACAAAAUCAGCCUUUCUGUUCCUACUCAGCUCAGCAAGAUCUCGAGGAUCUUCCAUCCCGCCGCUUACACGUAGUGUUUUCGGGAACAAGAAUCGAAACUUUUCCCAAAUGAAGAGAACUCAUCUGUUUGUUGUGGGGGUCUGUUUGCUGUCCUCUUGCAGGGCAGAAGAGGGGCUGAACUUCCCCACGUAUGAUGGGAAGGACCGAGUGGUGAGUCUUUCUGAGAAGAACUUCAAGCAGGUUUUGAAGAAAUACGACCUGCUCUGCCUGUACUACCACGAGCCAGUGUCUUCAGAUAAAGUUGCGCAAAAGCAGUUUCAACUGAAAGAAAUUGUCCUCGAGCUUGUGGCCCAAAUCCUGGAACAUAAAGAUAUAGGCUUUGCCAUGGUGGAUUCCAAGAAAGAAGCCAGGCUUGCCAAGAAACUGGGUUUUAAUGAAGAAGGAAGCCUGUACAUCCUUAAGGGCGACCGCACAGUCGAGUUUGACGGCGAGUUUGCCGCUGACGUUCUGGUGGAGUUUCUCCUGGAUCUAAUUGAAGACCCAGUGGAGAUUCUUAACACCAAACUGGAAGUCCAAGCCUUUGAACGCAUUGAGGACCAGAUCAAGCUCAUCGGCUUUUUCAAGAGUGAGGACUCCGAAUAUUACAAGGCUUUUGAAGAGGCAUCUGAACACUUCCAGCCUUACAUCAAAUUUUUUGCCACCUUUGACAAAGGGGUGGCAAAGAAAUUGUCCUUGAAGAUGAAUGAGGUUGACUUCUAUGAGCCAUUUAUGGACGAGCCUGUUGUCAUCCCUGACAAGCCUUACACAGAAGAGGAGAUCGUGGAGUUUGUGAAGGAGCAUCAAAGACCUACUCUACGUCGCCUGCGCCCAGAAGAUAUGUUUGAAACAUGGGAAGAUGAUAUGAAUGGGAUCCACAUUGUGGCGUUUGCAGAGAAGAGUGACCCAGAUGGCUACGAGUUCCUGGAGAUCCUGAAACAAGUGGCCCGGGACAACACUAACAACCCUGACCUGAGCAUACUGUGGAUUGACCCCGAUGACUUUCCUCUGCUCGUUGCCUAUUGGGAGAAGACCUUCAAGAUUGACCUGUUCCGUCCACAGAUUGGAGUGGUGAAUGUGACAGAUGCUGACAGCAUCUGGAUGGACAUUCCGGAUGAUGAUGACCUGCCUACAGCCGAGGAGCUGGAAGACUGGAUUGAGGAUGUGCUUUCCGGAAAGAUAAACACGGAAGACGAUGACAAUGAAGAUGAAGAUGAUGACGAUGAUGAAGAUGACGAGGAUGAUGACAAUUCUGAUGAAGACGAUCACGAUGACAGUGACGAUGAUGACGAAUAG